This is a messenger RNA of Coccidioides posadasii C735 delta SOWgp, 1818 nucleotides long. RefSeq names its product Dihydroorotate dehydrogenase (quinone), mitochondrial (gene URA9). Gene Ontology annotation, molecular function: dihydroorotate dehydrogenase activity. Gene Ontology annotation, biological process: 'de novo' pyrimidine nucleobase biosynthetic process; pyrimidine ribonucleotide biosynthetic process. NCBI's taxonomy places the organism in Eukaryota, Fungi, Ascomycota, Eurotiomycetes, Onygenales, Onygenaceae. Gene Ontology annotation, cellular component: mitochondrial inner membrane; cytoplasm. The record is from RefSeq and is a predicted model, not a curated record.
GACCGACAGUGUUCCUUUGCAUGGUCCUCUUGGCCUCUGGCAACAAAAGCAGAAUAUGUUUUCCAGGCCAAUGCGGCUCAAUUGCCGCUCUGUGCCGCGAGCACUCUCCAAGUUUUCCCGUCCGCACUAUCCUUCGUAUUCCGCACGGUUCAAUUCCUCUGAUGCAGCAUCUACGGCGAAGAAGGAGGCUGAAAGCGCUGCUGUGGGGGCGGCAACGGCCAUCACAGCAACUAGCGCCGCCAAAAAAGUUGCGCCGAGGAAGCGCCGGCUACGAAGGAUAAUGUGGAUGACGGCGGCGGUGUUGGGGAUGGGGUGCGGAUAUGUCUACUUGACAGAUACGAGGGCGAGUGCACAUCGGUAUUUGGUGCCGCCACUGAUUAGGUGGAUGUUCCCGGAUGCGGAAGAUGCUCACCAUGUGGGCGUGGACAUGCUGAAGAACUUGUAUCGGUUCGGCUUGCAUCCGCGGGAGAGGGGAAAUCCGGACGGUGAUGGGAAGUUGGUUACUGAGGUUUUCGGGUAUUCUCUCUGCAAUCCAAUUGGCAUCUCCGGUGGUUUAGAUAAAGAUGCUGAAAUUCCCUGCCCGCUGUUUAACCUCGGUCCUGCCAUCGUGGAGGUGGGCGGAUGUACGCCAUUACCACAAGAAGGAAACCCUAAAGUCCGAGUAUUCCGUAUCCCCUCUCAGAAUGCCUUAAUCAACCGAUACGGACUCAAUUCUAAAGGAGCGGAUCACAUGGCGUCCGUGCUGGACAAACGAGUGCGCGAAUUUGCCUACGCGAACGGAUAUGGAUCAUCCGAAGCUGGGGAACAAAGGGUGCUAGAUGGAGAAGCUGGCGUGCCACCAGGCAGCCUUACGCAUGGCAAACUGCUGGCGGUACAGAUCGCGAAGAACAAAACGACACCAGACAAUGACAUCGAGGCGAUCAAGAGAGAUUACGUAUACUGUGUGGAUCGAUUAGCCAAAUACGCGGACAUCCUCGUCGUCAACGUGUCGAGUCCAAACACACCUGGCUUGAGGGAUUUACAGCGCGUUGAGCCCUUGACGAAGCUACUUCAAGGAGUUGUUGAAGCGGCGCAUAAAACAAAUCGACGUACAAAGCCAUAUGUGAUGGUCAAGGUUAGCCCCGAUGAGGACAGCGAAGAGCAGGUGAAUGGCAUCUGCGACGCAGUUUGGGCAUCUGGUGUCGAUGGUGUUAUCGUCGGAAACACUACCAACCGCAGACCGGACCCGUUGCCAAAGGGCUACCAACUGUCCGUGCAGGAACAGACUACACUUCAAGAAACCGGAGGAUUUUCGGGCCCUCACUUGUUUAAUCGGACAGUAGCGCUUGUAUCAAGAUAUCGAAACAUUCUUGAUAGACACCCUGCGCGAGGGGGUCAACCGGGAACCGCUAGUGAUGGAACCGUGGCGGAUGAGGGUGCUCCAAUAGAUAUCGCUUCACCGCCAGCUAGAGCUGAUCUUCAGCCGGCGAAGGUCCUGUUUGCAUCCGGCGGUAUUACGAAUGGCAAACAGGCGCAGGCGGUCCUCGAUGCGGGUGCUAGUGUUGCCAUGCUCUACACAGGACUGGUUUACGGAGGAAGCGGGACGAUCACACGAAUGAAACAGGAGAUGCGAGAAAUUAAAGAGAAAAAGAGCGAGUAAUUACAGUGCAGCAAUACAUAUGUAAUCAAGCUGUGGAUCAGCGAACAGGAGGAGAUAAAAAGAGUGAAAGAAAGGUUAUACAUACUCUGGCUCUGUAGACCAAGACGAAAAAAAGGCAUCUUAAUCUUUCUGUUAUGGAGUAGGGAGAAUCUGUUUUGUGUGAAUGAACUAUUAUAGUU